AUGACGAUGAACAGCACGUGUGUCGAAGAACAGCAUGAUCUGGAUCACUAUUUGUUCCCAGUGGUCUACAUAUUUGUGUUUAUAGUCAGCGUCCCAGCCAAUGUUGGAUCAUUAUGUGUAUCCUUUCUGCAAGCAAAGAAAGAAAAUGAGCUAGGAAUUUACCUCUUCAGUUUGUCGCUAUCAGAUCUGCUGUAUGCACUAACUCUGCCUCUGUGGAUCAAUUACACUUGGAAUAAAGACAACUGGACCUUCUCUCCUGCCUUAUGCAAAGGAAGCGUUUUCUUCACAUACAUGAACUUUUAUAGCAGUACAGCAUUCCUCACCUGCAUUGCCUUGGACCGCUAUUUAGCAGUUGUCUACCCUCUGAAGUUUUCUUUCCUAAGGACGAGAAGAUUCGCGUUCAUGACCAGCCUGUCUAUCUGGAUACUGGAGUCCUUCUUUAACUCUAUGCUUCUGUGGAAAGAUGAAACAAGUGUUGAAUACUGUGAUUCGGAGAAGUCUAACUUCACUCUGUGUUAUGACAAAUACCCUCUGGAGAAUUGGCAGAUCAACCUCAACCUAUUUAGGACGUGCCUGGGCUACGCAGUGCCUUUGAUCACCAUCAUGAUCUGCAACCAUAAAGUAUAUCAAGCUGUGCGGCACAACCAAGCCACGGAAAACAGCGAGAAGAGAAGGAUCAUAAAGUUGCUGGCUAGCAUCACGUUGACUUUCGUCCUAUGCUUUACCCCCUUCCAUGUGAUGGUGCUCAUCCGCUGCAUUUUGGAGCGCAAUAUAAACCUCAGUGACAAGUCUGGAAAGCAGACUUUUACGGUGUACAGAGUCACAGUGGCACUGACAAGUCUAAACUGUGUCGCUGAUCCAAUUCUAUACUGUUUCGUGACUGAGACAGGGAGAGCUGAUAUGUGGAACAUAUUAAAAUUGUGUACUAGGAAACACAAUAGAUCACAAGGACAAAAAAGGGACAUACUUUCUGUGUCCACAAGAGAUACCAUAGAAUUACAGAUUAUAGGGUAA
Onychomys torridus (southern grasshopper mouse) is the source of this 1014-nucleotide messenger RNA. RefSeq names its product G protein-coupled receptor 65 (gene Gpr65). Gene Ontology annotation, biological process: G protein-coupled receptor signaling pathway. The coding region runs from base 1 to 1014 and encodes 337 amino acids. The transcript has a single exon. The record is from RefSeq and is a predicted model, not a curated record. Gene Ontology annotation, cellular component: membrane. NCBI's taxonomy places the organism in Eukaryota, Metazoa, Chordata, Mammalia, Rodentia, Cricetidae. Gene Ontology annotation, molecular function: G protein-coupled receptor activity.